Molecule: messenger RNA, 1104 nt
Organism: Lentinula edodes (shiitake mushroom)
Lineage: Eukaryota; Fungi; Basidiomycota; Agaricomycetes; Agaricales; Omphalotaceae
Product: terpenoid cyclases/protein prenyltransferase alpha-alpha toroid
Exons: 9
Coding region: 1-1104 (367 amino acids)
Biological process (GO): protein geranylgeranylation
Cellular component (GO): CAAX-protein geranylgeranyltransferase complex
Molecular function (GO): CAAX-protein geranylgeranyltransferase activity
Source: RefSeq, a predicted model, not a curated record
AUGUCUGGUACCCCACCGGCAACGUCAGAGCACUUUUAUCUACCACCGCUUGCUAGGGCAGCACACGCUGGACACGUUAAAAGAUGUCUUCUAGGUCUUCCUGAUAGCCAGGUCGAUUUGGAUUCGGGAAGAAUGGCGAUCGCGUUUUAUUGCUUAGGAAGCUUGGAUCUACUCAAGAUGUUACAAGACAAGACAUCGCAGACAGAUCGAGAGUCCUGGAAAGAAUGGAUAUGGGAGCAGCAAACGCGCGGGAAGUAUGGAUCAGGCUUCAGGCCUAGUCCUUUCAUGGCAAGCUCGAUGCCUUCUGAGGGGACUAGAUAUACAGAUUAUGACACGCCUCAUAUUAUCAUGACAUAUACCGCGCUUCUCACCCUUGCAAUUCUCCGAGAUGAUUUUUCUCGGCUUGAAAAGCAGGGGAUCCUGUUACUACUGAAGGCAUGCCAGCGGAAAGACGGCAGUUUUUCGACAAUACCAGGAAGUGGAGAGACCGACCUCAGAACACUUUAUUGUGCCUUUGUGAUCAGUCAUCUAUUAAAUGACUGGUCUGGCGUAGACGUAAACCGUGCGCUGGCCUUCAUCGCAUCCUGUCGAUCAUACGAAGGUGGAUAUGGCCAAUCCCCGUACUGUGAGGCGAAUGGAGGGACGACGUACAUCGCCAUGGCGGCGAUACGUCUUGCGCCUUCAAAUUCUAAUUCCCUUAGCCUUUCCGAAAUACGCAAAACGAUAGAUUGGGCAGUACACAAGCAACACCGGUCGGGUGGGUUCUGUGGAAGGACCAAUAAAAUUGCCGAUGCGUGUUAUUGCUUUUGGAUAGGAGCAUCUUUGAAGAUCCUCGGCGCAGGAAAUCUGGUAGACUCUCGAUCCUUGGCCUUAUUCUUAGCCAGCUGUCAGUUUAAAUUCGGAGGCAUCGCUAAGGCUCCAGGGGAGCAUCCUGACCCUUAUCACACUUAUCUCUCCCUCGCAGCUCUUUCGAUGUUUCCUCCACCACAGUACGAUAACGAUGCCAAUAGCUCGACAUGGGCCUUUGAAUCACUCGACCCACUCAUCAAUGCCAGAGGGGAGACAGCGGAUUGGGCGAGAAGCCAUAUCGCGAUUCAAGGAUAG